AUGUCGACAACUAUUUACGAUGGGGCCAAUCACGGACAAGCCCUUCUUGAAUGCGCAGGAGUUCAGCGAUCUGAUGCCGAAGCUGUUCAAUCAGUAGUUACUGAAGGCUUGGAAGUUGUCUGUAAGGAUGCCACAGCUGAAAAGGUUGAUUCUAUGACGCUUCUAGCCGUUGAAAAGGCCGUCCAGAGCUCCGCGAAGAUCAGCCAUGCUGAUACCAAUGAAUAUCCCUGGUCACCCACCCAUGGACGACGGUUGCCAAUGGUCACCGUCGUGUUCUCCUUGCUUCCCCUUGCCCAAGUUAAUUCGUGCAAAGUAGCGUCUCUUGUUCCAGCGUCUAAUUAUCACCCAAUACGGCCGCUAGCCACAGUCGUGUCCUUCAUGGUUGGGAAAGUGCGUGUUGUCCAGGCAACCUGCGACCCGUCUAACCAGAACCCCACACUGCCAUGUACGCUGAGAGGUUCCUAUGAUCUCAGCAUGUCCUGCUAUAACAAAUCUUCAGUUCGUGAUAUUGUGAAAUGGAUCCUUUGUCCACCAGAGCUGGCCCAGGGCCUUCCCUUGAGAGGCAAGGAGGCGUGA
Molecule: messenger RNA, 576 nt
Organism: Paracoccidioides lutzii Pb01
Exons: 5
Coding region: 1-576 (191 amino acids)
Source: RefSeq, a predicted model, not a curated record